AGCCCAUCGUGAACGCGGGCGCGCGGCCUGAUCCAGCUGUUUCAGCAGCCAAGAUGACGAGCAACACCAGGUACAAGAGCCGCUCACUCAGAUCAGAGGAUGGAAGAGAGGAAAAGGAGUAUGUGGGGUUUGCCACCCUCCCUAACCAGGUCCACAGGAAGUCAGUCAAGAAGGGGUUUGACUUCACCCUCAUGGUGGCAGGAGAGUCUGGUCUGGGUAAAUCUACUCUGGUCAACAGCCUGUUUCUCACAGACCUGCACAAGGACAGGAAACUACUCAAUGCUGAGGAGCGUAUCAGUCAGACAGUGGAGAUCACUAAGCACACAGUGGACAUAGAGGAGAAAGGAGUUAAACUGAAACUGACCAUCGUAGACACACCAGGGUUUGGAGACGCUGUCAACAACACUGAGUGCUGGAGGCCAAUCACAGAUUACAUUGACCAGCAGUUUGAGCAGUAUUUCAGAGAUGAGAGUGGUCUGAACAGGAAGAACAUCCAGGACAACAGAGUCCACUGCUGCCUCUACUUCAUACCUCCCUUUGGACACGGGCUUCGUCCAGUAGAUAUAGAAUUUAUGAAGGCCCUGCAGGACAAAGUCAACGUGGUUCCUCUCAUCUCUAAAGCUGACUGCCUCACUCCCAAUGAGAUGAGGAAACUCAAAGACCGGGUCCGUGAGGAGAUCGAUACGUUUGGGAUAAAGGUGUACCAGUUCCCAGACUGUGACUCUGAUGAGGAUGAGGAGGCCAAACAGAAGGACAGAGAACUCAAGGAGAGCACUCCGUUUGCUGUGAUCGGCAGUAACAUGGUGGUGGAGGCCAGAGGUCAGAAAGUCAGAGGGAGACUCUACCCCUGGGGCAUUGUAGAGGUGGAGAACCAGUCUCACUGUGACUUUGUGAAGCUGAGGACCAUGCUGAUCAGGACCCACAUGCAUGACCUGAAGGACAUCACCUGUGACUGUCACUAUGAGAACUACAGGGCUCAUUGCAUACACACCAUGACCAGUAAAAUGAAUACAGAUAACCGUGUGGAGAGCCCGAUCCCCAUCCUACCCUUGUCUACCCCGGACGUGGAGACAGAGAAACUCAUCAAGAUGAAGGACGAGGAGUUGAGGAGGAUGCAGGAGAUGCUUCAGAAGAUGCAGCAGCAGAUGCAGCAUGAGCAGGACCUGUGAACCCUGACCCCUAACCUCUCACCCCUGACCUUUCACCUCUCUCCUCUCACCUAAUGAUAUGUGGGAGAAGUAACACAGGGUUAGUCACGUGCUGGCCCGUCACACACUGCCACCUCACUCCAACUGACACAUGAAGGGAGUUUUAUACAGUCUAGUUCUAUCUGUAUGUUCUGUAAUGUUACACUCUCUUCUCAAUAAUGUGCAUCACUAACAGAGACACUGGACAACCAACACCAAACACUCUCCAAACCAUGGACAUUAUGGAUGGGCCACACCCUACACUGGAGAAAUACUUUUAAACAGGGUCAAACAUUUUGUCCACGAUAUGUUGGUGUUGUGAAAACCCUAAAAAACAAUGCUUUGUUGGAUGCAGUCAAUAGCCAAGACUAUAGCCAAGCUUUAUAGCAUUAUAGUAGAUUUGCACCUUAGAUUCUAGAUGGUGUCCAAGCCUGUUUUUGUAUUCAAGGGAAGUAGUUUGGUACUGAAUUAGACUGUUUAUGAUUAUUGUUGAAAAUGUAUUUUGCACUCUACUGGCUCACACAGUUAGAAUGUGGGUCAGAUUAAUUUAUUCUGUUAAUAACAUUAUUCAUGUUGAGUUCUGGGUUAUUUAUUCACAUUUAAAUGUGUGUGUGAGAGAGAAGAGAGAGAGUCUCUAUGUCAGCACUGAGACAGAGACAGGCCACAGUGUCAUUUCCUGUCCAAUCCCUGUCCCUUUGCUCCGUUCACAGACUGAGUCUUUCUAAAGCACAGCUUCUGUCUCUGAGGGUUCUCUUAUGGAACAAGGGCAAAGUGUUGCAGCACAAUCAAUAUUCUGAGUCUACUGAAGAUUCUAAUAGAUAAACACAUUAGAUCAAUAUUCUGAGAGUCUACUGAAGAUUCUAUCAGAUAAACACAUUAUAUCAAUGUUCUGAGAGUCUACUGAAGAUUCUUAUAGAUAAAGACACAUUAGAUCGUAUUCAAAUGAAAAACACUAUUAUCCCAUAACCCAGCCACAUGACAAGAUUAGAUUACAUCCUAUACAAUGGAAAAUACUGUGUAUGUGUGUGUGUGUGCGCACGCACACGCGUGUGUGGAGAUGUGUGUGUGUGUGUGUGCACCUGUGUGUCAAUGUGGUGCUGUUUAGCCUGUAUGUUGGUCCAUCCCGGUAGUACGUAACAUAGAUGAAUAGAUAUGUCAGCAUGGUCAAGGUUGUGUCCACAUAGACACAGUGAUGUCACACACUGGUGCAUAUCACUCAAUAAAAGCCCACUGUUGUACAUUU
Messenger RNA from Coregonus clupeaformis (lake whitefish), 2430 nucleotides. Its product is annotated as septin-5. The coding region runs from base 54 to 1169 and encodes 371 amino acids. Lineage: Eukaryota; Metazoa; Chordata; Actinopteri; Salmoniformes; Salmonidae. The transcript is spliced from 12 exons. Gene Ontology annotation, biological process: regulation of exocytosis; cytoskeleton-dependent cytokinesis. Gene Ontology annotation, cellular component: septin complex; microtubule cytoskeleton; cell division site. The record is from RefSeq and is a predicted model, not a curated record. Gene Ontology annotation, molecular function: GTPase activity; molecular adaptor activity; GTP binding.